GAGGGAAAUCAGCUCGCGCACUACAACUCACAACAGGUACUCGGCUUUUCGACGGCUCUCACUUCACCGUGAAUAAUUCGCCCCUGCAGAUAUUUUUACAAUGUAGUCUUGCGUCGGCUUAGAAGCCUUAUAAGCGCCACUAAGAUGUUGGCUCUCGUUGAUGAAGCUAUCAAUUCACCAGAAGAUCAAUUUGGAUCAGGUUCAAACCAGGUGACAAUUACUUUUUUAUUUCAUCAGCGCGUUACUAUUAAUGUCAACAACAGCUCUCUCAUUGCUCAUGGGAGGCCUUAAAGUGUUUUUAGCUCUCUAGAACUAAUCGAUUCAACUAUGACGCUCAGAUUCUCACCUCUAAGAAACAAUACACAGUCUAAGUCGUGUCUGUAAUCGGACCUGCAGCCAACUUUAGUUUGACCUUCGUUACUCAUGAGCAAAGAUUACGACGAAAAUUAAAUCAUCUAAAUUGAGCUCUAAAUUCCACCCUGAAUGCCCAAUUUUAAGGAAAUGGGUAUAUAGAAUCAUUGCACCCAUAACGAUUAUGUUUUGUUACGCCUCUUCCUACAGCGAUAUGAUUCGUAAUGGAUUGCUCUAAUUUGCAGCGAUAGAAAUUUACCCAUUUCAAAGAUUUCAACGGAGAAGUCAGAACUUGGGAUAUCAGUUCAUUUCGAUCGCUAUGUACAGAUCACAUGUAGAAUGGAUUGUUGUUCUUGUAGACUAUUGUUGGAUUUGCAGUAAAAAUUGCUAAUUAUUACUUGAAAUUUUCAGAAUUAAAUUAGUCUUAACAAACUGCCAUUUUGCUGUCUACUUACAGAUGUCACUAGAUGCUCAGCAACGCAUUGUGGGAUAGUUUUUCCCGGCUAUGCUAAGAAGCAGAGAUCAGAACGCUAAUGGGGUGACACAGGGAGGAGUGAGGAAAAUAUCCGCGUCCAGAAAAUUUCACGAGAGUCGUAAGAUCGAGCCAACGGAUAACCCUCGAAUGGCGAACAGGCAUCUUAAUGGGAACGCCAAACAUAACAUGCUGAACGGCCAGGUGCAGAAAAGAUCUACAACUUCUUUGGACCCACAUAGUUUCGUCGAAGCCGCGACGUUGCUCGGUAGUGUGGGGUCUCUCAAGGCAGCUGAGACAACUGAAAGAGUUCGGCGAGGGAGCACAUCGUACGAAGAGGAUGUGUACAAAGGCCACCCUUUCCCGUUUGAGAAUUUGGUGUUUGAAGGCGGUGGAAAUAAAGGAAUGGCUUAUGUUGGGGCUCUGCAGGUAUUUUUUUUAAAAAAUUUUUUAGGCUUAAAUUUUGUCGUUCUGCUCUUUGUUUUGACUUGUGAUGAUCACGGAUUCCUUCGCUACCGUGUUUUGAUCAGCACAUUUCUCAACUGUUUUCUUUUCACCAAGUUACUGAGCUUUCGCUUCCGGGGUUGUGUUAUUCCGAUAUUUAUUGUUAGUUUGUGUUUGUUAGGCACAAGUUUUCUACAGUCAAAAUCUUCACUGACUUGUGUACGUAAGUGAUUGUGAAUUCCUUUGCAUAUGUCAGGCCAAUGUUAGAUUCUCUUUGGCCCUCUAAACACCCUUCCUGUUCAAAUUACACUCUCAAACUAAGGCUUUGGUAUUGAAGAACACGUCGAUUAACAGAGUGAAGCUAACGAUUUCAAGUUGUGACUUCUAGAUGGAAGUUCUUGAAAUUUCGCGGUGAGAUUUGACGUAAUCUUAUUCUUCAGGCGUAAUAUAUUACAGUGAUAUUUACUCUUCCGCAGAAAGUACAUUGAUAUUCUGUGACGUUUUAAGAAAAUCAAACUGCUCCAAAAAUAAUCAGCAAUCUGGAUGCGUAAUGUUAAUUCCGUCGAAGAGAAACUAGUCUGUAAUGCAAAAGAUCGAGGUAGUUGAAGAUGCCCACGCGUAAAUUUUACACGCAGUCAAACUGUUCUUUGUUUAACAUAAAUAUUUAACGAUGGGAUUGUGCGCGAGGGCGAACAUUUUUACUUGACGAAAGAGAUAAUCUGAACUUGUUAUGGUUUAGUGUUAAUAUUUUCCUUAAAUCGGACCGACACAAUAACAUGUUUUAAAGAUCAUUAACUAUUUAAUGGCUUAUCAGGGAUUUUUUUUUUGUAUUUUUAAAAUGUAUUAUUCGUGAAAAUAUUGAACAAGUUUCUUAACAUACCAAUAUAAGCGUGAAAUUUACUUAAAAAUACGGGUCAGGAUUUGAUAUAUCUAGACAUUUUGUGUAAUGGUACUUGAAGUAACUUUUUUGUGGUAAUUUUUAUAAAUACUACAUUAUUUUCGAUUUCAUUUGAAAUGUUUUUCAGCGCGACUCAUUGAAAAUGCAUAUUAUUGAGAUUCAGUCUCCUAGUGAGAUGUUUGUUAUCUUAUUAGUUACGUGUAGGUUGGCACGAUAUGGAAUAUAUUUCGCAGCAAAUCUUUUAGUUAGUCGGAAAUGAGUUACAUCAAAUGAAUCAAUUGCCUUUGGGAUCUAUUCCUUUUGUUGUCAAAGUUGAAAAAGCCAAAAAUCAAGUUAUGCAUCACCAAUGUGCUUUUGAAAUACAGGUGUUUGAGAUGUCUGGUGCCACUUGCAAAUUUGUCUGCAUAUUGCAUUUAAUGCACAAUACUCAGCGUUCUCCCUUAUUUCAACCAUGAUAGGCAUGAUAAAUUUUCAGACCAGUACAGUAAUCCUUUUACCAGUUGAAUUUUGAAGAAUUUUAAACGCUGCAUACAUUCUUUCAAUUUUUUUUCUCUAUUUUUUUAAUUUGACACUUUUCUCUCUAACAUGUGGGUGUUCAUGGUUUGAAAUUCUUUGCUUUAUAUUCUAACAUGGCCAUUUCCUUUCCUUUAAUUAUUUCCUGCUCCUUUGUGCUAUAAUUUCUGUGCUAAGCAUCAUGUGUCAUUGGGUGCACAGCAUUAAUCAGAAAUGACUGGUGAGAGUUUUGCAAUGAUUGCUCUAUACAAGAAUAGUGGAUACAGAUUUAGGACUAGUCUCUAACAUAGCUUUUCGGAUUUUUCCUUGAUUUUAUCAUUGUUUCAGUUUCUCUUUUAUAGUUAAGAACACUGACGGUUUGAUUCUAAUCCAAUUGUGUGUUUUGAACUAGAAGUUCCUCUUUCACUUAAAUCCUAGUCUAACCUUCUUCCUCUUCUACAGGUUUGCAGAAAGAAAAUUCUUUCUGCUCUCUAAUCUCAGAUAUCGUCUUAGAAUCUUUUUUUUUUCCAGAAAGUCAAUCAUAGUUGUUUUCAUGGUUUAAGCAAUUCUAGAAGGGUUGAAAAGGGUUGACAUUUUUUAAUAAUUUUUGAAUUAUUGAUUAGUUAAAGCUACAUUUUGCAUAAAAUCAGUUACCAUAAAUGCUUCAAAACUUUGUUCAGGUUUAGAAUAAAUUAAAACCUAUUGUAGGCCAAAACCUUAAGAUUUCUAUGCUGUAUGGUUGGGUCAUACAGGCAAUUUCAAGGGGCAUGUAACGCCUAUUGCUUCUCCUUAGUUCUGUUGCAGCAAGUGGUAAGGAGUAAGUCUGUUCCUCACAGAUGGGACACUUGUCAAUCACAGAUUACCUCCUGCAUUUUGUCAGGUUUCCAUGACAGGUUGCAGAUACCCAGUCCUGGACAGAGUGAGGCUUUGUGGGUGUAAAAGUUGUCUCCUAUGGUAGAAAACAUAACACAAUGACUUGGAAAGAGCUCAACCUUUAACCCCUCAGUCUAGAGUCUUCCAUGUUAAACAUCCAGCCUUUGUGUCUCGCACUCUUAUCCAGAUUAAACUGUUAACAGAGUCACCUUUCCUAGCAGCUCGUACAGUACUGUCCUGUAGAUAGCCUUUUCACUUAUAAAUGGGAGUUUUCCCUCUCAGGGGGCUAGUUGUGAUCAUUGCUCAUUAGAAGGCAUAAAAAAUGUGAAAUAGUGUACUAUUCUGAGACCAGAAAAACUGUCAUGUUUAACAAUGGAUUGUUACUAAUUAACAGGUGCUAGAAAAUGCCGGAAUCAUGAAGAAUAUUAAACGUGUAGCUGGAGCAAGUGCUGGGGCAAUCAUUGCAACUCUUAUAGCUCUUGGCUAUGACUCCAGUGAGUUAAGGGAAUUUCUGGAACAAGAUCUUCGCAGGAUCUUAGUUGGUGAGCUUCAGAGUCCAUUUUCAUUUGAUCAUGUAGUUCAGAACUAGCAAGAGUAUUGAUAUUGCAGUGAUUAGAACACUCACCUGGCAGUACACUUGGGAUUGUAUAAAUUUGGAGUCCUCUCCCCUGAUGAUGGUCUUCACAAUUUCUUUCAUUUAUCAGAAAGAGGAGAAACCUUUUGUUUUUCAAUCAUGCUUCAAACUGAUGCAUGUUUGUGGUAAAAAUAUGUGUAUAUGAAGUUUUUUAAUUUAUUGCAACAACUUUUUUUUUUUAAGCAAAGUGCAAGCCAUUGAAUUGAAAAUUCUCUACCAUGUUCUGAUACUGAAACAAAAGUUGCUUAUAACAAUUCAGUGACAAUGAAGGACUCUAACAAAAUUUCCAGCAAAAGAGAGGAGAUAUUUUUAUCCUUCAACCUUGGUUUUCAACUAUAUUUUAAUGAAUGUAAUUUUUUCUGCCAACAGAUCACACUUGUGGAUAUUGCAGUCUUCUUCCAAACUUGCUGAAAGGUUUUGGUUGGAAUCCUGGCAAGAGAAUGUUACGAUGGUUUGGUGAACAACUUAAAGAGAGAACUGGCGAUGGGGACAUCACUUUUAAGGAAGUAAGUUGCAGCAACAAUUUGCAAAUCAAGAUGUUUAGGUUUAUUUUGCUCUGUAAAUGAUCUUUGAUUUACAGCAAAAGCUGGACAAUUAUUUCAAAAGUGUAAUUUAUGGAAACUUAAAUGAGUUGUGUGUACUUAUGUAUUUAUUUUCGGGAGGAAAGGUGAUUUUCUUUCUUUUGAUUUAUCACAUUUAGAGUUCAUGUAUGAGAAAGUUUUGAAGGGAAGCUUUGCAUUUAAUUAAUUAAUCUUCAUUAUUCUUCUAGGUGUGGGAAAGAUUUGGCAAGGAGCUUUGCAUAGUUGUUACGAAUCUAAAUCAGAUGUCAGUGGAAUAUUUUCACCCAAAGACCACACCAAAUACACCAAUCAGAAGAGCUGUCAGAAUGUCAGUUGCACUUCCGGGUGAGACUAGAAAGAGGAUAGCGAAGGGGGGGCCUCGUACUGUUUCAUGUACAAGUUUUAGAAAAUUAAUAUGUUGAGUGUACUCAAGGUUACUUCCUACCUUCGCGGGUGUCCUUCGGGAAAAAAUUUGUACGCGCGCUAGUUUCACUUAAAUCCUAGCAAACUAUAUAUCAGAAGAAAGCUCAAUAAAUGCAGUUAACGAUAGAAAUGUAAUUUAACCGAGUUUUCCUUUAAGGAAGUGUCAGGAGCCGGUAAGGCGUGAAACGACCGAGGGUUCAUCUAUUGAAUUUAUCGGGUAUCGGAUGCCGCAGCACAUGCAAAAUGGCUGCAUCUAAAUCUGGAGUAGCCAAAAAUAUGCGAGGCGUGUUGCGUAAAUGGACGCCACAAGACAAGUAUUUCGAAUAUCAAAAUUUCCCGACACACUUUCGUUUGUCAUUAUGCCUGGGAAUGUUUUGACGAAAUCUGACGAAAAUCGGUCAUAUCUCUUUACCCUACAAAUUCACUCAAAGUGGAUGUAUUCCUCUCAGAAUCAUAUACGAGAUUUUAGCUCACAAAGGUUAGUAGACAACUCACGCCACGCCAGGAGAUUAUGUGGCCUCCUGAAACCGCAAACUUAUGGGACAACUGGACCUUCUGGCGUCAAUGACGGUGGAUCAAGAUUUCCUGGGAAAGUAGCCCAUUUCAGACACGUUUUUUAAUCUUGAUCGUUCAGUAGAGCGUUGAAAAGGAUGACACAAUAAUGGAAAGUUGCUAAUGGCAAAGGAAAACCCCGCGGAAAAAAUGGAAAAAACGGAAAAUGUGCUGAGAAGCAAGACAAAGAAUCGUCACUCAGCCUUCACAAUUACAGUUUGAGGCGAUUGUCAAUGAUUUUGUAUCAUGGCUGGUACUUGUAAAAAUAAAAGGAAAUCUGGUUUUUAACUUUAUGUAUGACAGAUUUUGGUUUGACGGCGACUUCUUUGUUCGAAAUCUGAACGCCAGCACGGAGCUCCGCCAGUACCAGUCGCUUUCAUACAGGAUUGUUUUCCUUUUCUUGACGGAAUGGUUCUCUUUCCUUCUCCUUUGGGCCCUUUUUUUCUUUUUUUACCAAGGACUUUCUUCCGCUUUUGAUUUUUCCGUGGGCAAAUAUUUUCCUAAAAGCAAAGAGCUUCUACGUGUGAAUUUUGUCAAAUGCGCGAUGUAAACAAAAUAUGCAAAUAGCAUGAAAAACGAGGCCCAAGAUGAGCCCCCCCCAGGGGAUUCGCUCAUGAACGAGACUACGACACCUUCCUGAUUUAUUAACUCUCGUUUGAAAAUACGUUUUUCUAAUUAACUCGGGUGUUUUAAAGAUUUCUGAAUUUUUUUUACGAAAACGUAAGGUAAAAUGUUUGAAUUCAGUUUAAUCCAAUAAAAGAAAAAACGAUUUUUUCGGAUCUGGAAGUAACCUCAAAAAAUUAUUUCAUGCGUCACAAAUUUAAAAGGGAAAACUUCGAAUCUCACCUUACCCUGCCUUUCUGUAGCAUUCAUGUGUUGUAUAUUAAUUUAGGGCUUAAUCAAAUGUCACUCAUAAUAUCUUUGCUGCCUUCUAGAAAUUUUAUUUACAGUGCAUCACAUGCAUAUGUCAUGGUUUUGGAUCAGUCAUAACUUAUCACACAAAUGUGACAGCACCCAUCCUUAGAUGUGUUAAGGAUUUGUCCUUCCAAAAGGAACAACUGAAAGUUUUUCCCUUGUUCUGCUUUGUCUGAGCAAAAUGGUCACAAGAUGAAGUUAAUUACUAAUGAUUGAAGUUGAGGUUGCAACAUGUCUUAAAGCUUUUUGCUUGCAUUGUAGGAGUGUUCCAGUGUGUUCGUGAAAUAAACAAUGAUUAUGAAGACGUCUAUGUUGAUGGAGGACUUCUGUGUAACUACCCAAUCCAUGCAUUUGAUGGUAUGUAUUAGAGGAGGGUGGUAGGUUUUAUCACCCAGAUAAUAGCAGCAUGUAUAUUAGUCAACAUGUAUGUCUGAGACUUUGCCUGCCCUUGUAUCAAGUGGCCCAUCCAGCCAGAAUAUCCCAAUACCCCUUGUACAUGUAUGAAGUAACAAGGAGUAUUGUUACUCCACCAGAUGGGAUUCUAAUCCAUUGUAAGUCACCCUUCAGCAUUUCAUCAGGCUCCACUAGUUUACUUGGUACCCAUGAUUAGAUCCUCUCUCCCCCCCCUCCUUUUUUUCUCUUUGAAGGAUUUUUAGGAGGUCUUGGAAUACCCCCACAAACCCCCAACCACACCUCAACCCCCCUCCCCCUCAAACGUCAUAUUUCCUAUAUACAAUUUACCAGUAAUCCCUGGGAGUAGAGAAGCACUGGGACUGGUUAAGGCUCAUACCCAAUCCUCUGACUGGAUUGGAUAGAGGAAAGCCUUUACCUCUUUUUAACCUGGAGUACUACCUAGUAAUUGCUCGACCUUUUCUUUUAAACAUUUCUAUUGCUAUUCGUUCUCAAUAAUGUUAAAAUUUCCCCUCUCCCUUCGUGCUCAGGUUGGUGGCUUUCCAUGGACCCUAAAGACACUUUUUUCAAGAAGCUUCAACCUCUGGAGGAUUUUGCAAAACUCUUUGAAAAGUCCGAGAGGUUUGGGAGUUGGAACCAGAAAACAUUAGGAAUAGUCCUGGUAAGUGAACAGGAAACUUCGCAAAUUUGCGAAACCUAACGGCAGAUCUAUAUUUACAUUAUGUUCACACUACAGGGCAAUUUUCAAUUGAAUUUUGAAGUAAUAGGCAUUUCUGAUUUGUGCCCUUCCUGGUGCCCGUUGAUAAUAGCAAUUCAUGAGACCAAAUUUGAGAUAGAGGAAGAAAACACAAAAUUGAAAAUGGUGAUGAAACUGCCUUUGAGACCCCUAUUAUUUUCUGCUUUUAAAUGAUCGGCUGGACAAUUUUCACAAAUUGUGAAAACUUUUGAAGAUUCCACCGAGAAAAUUGAAGAAAAUCAAAGGCAAAGCCAAGUUAUCACUGGCGAGCGCCUCCUUUCGUGGAGCCUUAGCUUGAUAACGAUAAUCAUUUUGGUAAUAUUUACUACAGCAAACAAUAGUCCGAACCCUGCUCAUUGCCUUUUGACGGUUUUUAGUGACCUUAGAAAGAGGAAACAAACAUUUUCUUUAAAAACAUUACGCUAGCGCGCGCGCCAACGUUGGGCAAAAACCCUUUAGAGCCUCCUUAAACACACUCUAUCAAAAUACAUUCUUAAAUGUAUCUUGUCUUACAUCUUAAAAUUUGCCUUUUAUCAAUUUGUUUUUCAGUAUUCUCAUACAGAGACCGAGUUGAUGAAGACAUUGCUCACAGAGCGAGAAGGAAACAAGCCUCCGAAACCACCUGUCACCAAACUUGCGAAGUAAGCUAACUACACAAUCAUGUAGCUUUUCUUUUCUACAACUUACACUUAACGAAAAAAUCUUGUGCCGUCUUCUCAGCAAUUUAGUCACAACCAUCUACCAAUUUCUGAGCUCAACCUGCUGCUUCGUAGCUAAGCCUAGAAGUCGCGCACAUCUAGUAGGCGUCGGUUCGAAUCCCGUUGAACCCUGAAGUUUUCAAGCUUUCCUUUCAGUAAUUUUGUUAAAUUACGGUUCACCUGUGAAGACCAUUUUGUUGCUUUUUAAUGAAUAUAUUUGUUUUGUUUUUUCUUUUUUUUUGUUUUUUCUUCGUCUUCUUUUGCAUAUGUCUUUCAUCUGAUCUUCGGUAGUGUUUACUUGCGAGCAGGCCCUCAUUCUUCGCGCUUGGGGACGAGUGUUUCUUCGCCCGAAGGGAAGUAUGAGGCUUUUAGCAACGCGAGUCGAUGGGAGGCCUGCUGGGAAUCUAGCACUGAAAAUAAAGCCAGAUCCCCGGCAAAAAACUUGUCGACUCGUCUCAACUCUUCCCGUGGGCGGAGAAACGCACGUUCUGCAGAUAUUGAGAACUUACUCGUAUUCUACAGAUGUGUUAACUUUGUUUUGACGUUACAACACUUCCCUGCGGUUACAUGUGGCUAAACUUUUGUUCAUAAAAUCCUGUAUACAUUCAUGGAAGAAUUCUUUGCUUUAGGCUGAGAAACAAGUAAACUGAUUAGAGAACUCAUAAGUGAUACACGACCUGCCAACUUUUUUUUUUUUGCAGGCAAAGGCUGAAAUUACAGCAUCAACAGGCCAUUAUGCACCAGGAACACGCCACAAUGGUCAAAGCUGUUGGCAGAUUCAUGGCGGUGCGUAUCUUUUCCAAAUUGUAAUUUGAAAUAAAUCGAAUAUUCCUCGUCGCAACCUCUGUAUAUCUACUGCGUGUAGAAAUAAUUUUCAUGCGAUUCUUAUAUUACAGGAAUUACAAAGAAACAAUUUAGACGAAGACAGCAUUAUCAAUUUAAAGGAACUGAGAGGAGUCUUCAAGAACGUAAGUUACAUGUAAUAAGAAAUUCUACAUCCACUAAGGUUUCCUUUGCAUUUUCCGGAUACAUUUCUGUAACUCGACCAAUUAUAAUUCCAAAGGAAACUGCAGUACUGUUACUGCUACUGUGUUACUAUUAACAAAAAUGGCAUUUUGAAUUUUGGAAAUGUUGAUGUUUCGAGUAGGAACCUAUUCCUGGAGCAAAGAAGGGCAUACUAGCCAACGAAUACUGUCGAAAUCCGUCGCCGAUAUCGGCAACUGCGGAAAUCAGUGAGGUCGACGAAAAUCGCCAUCGAUGCACCGACACCUCUUCUUUUUCGCCAAAUGGCGCUGUUUACUUAAAAAAUGAGCUAGUAAAUCACCUGGUUGGUUGAUAUAGGUAAGAUAACCAACCUCUCUUACCCUCUGAUGCAGCACAGUAGUGUAUUUAGAAACUGAUAAACUAGUAAAUUACUGCUGGGUUUAAUUAUUUUAUGCAAAAACUCAUCCGCGCAAGCUCGUUAACGGUUUCAAACGCAUUUUUUCUUUAAAUGCAGACUUCGGAUUUCACCAAAGAAGAUGCAGAGAUGUUAUUUGGACCAAACGCCGAUUACAAAGCCGCCUUUGAAGAACUGGACACGGACGAAGACGGCGAGGUUAGAAAUGCUUUCUGUUUCAUGUGCCUUGCAGAAAUCUUAACCUUUUUCACCAUAACGUUGAUAUUCAUUUUCUCCAUGCUGUUCGCUUUACAUUUCUCGUGGUACUGACAAGGAGAAUUUGUUGGACAAUCAAGAGGUUCUUUAGUUGCUCUAUUGUCGUGACCUUAAUUAAUGUUUGAUUCAGCGGUGAUAAUGUAAGGAGAAAUUGGGUCCCAGUCUCUCUCAGGAGUCAAAGGAUUAAUUUGCGAAUUAAACAACUUGGUGAGAGGUCGCUUGUAUUUACGUCUCUAACAACUGAGACAUACAAGUACGAAACUAGUAAAUACGUUACCAAACAGCAUUUCAUCAAGCCUCCCUGGCAAUUUCUCGGUACCCAAUUAUACUUCUGAGUGGAGAGAGACACUUGGAAAGUAAGGUUUAUUGGCUACGAAUACAACACAAUGACCCGGCCAGGGGUCUCGAACCCAGAAUUUUUACCAUGCCAUAGAGAUUUCAAUGGCAAACACAAUCAGUGCGAUACAUGAGACUUCAUUUCAAUUGGCUUUUAAUAAGCUUUUUGUGGUCUACGAUCUUGAUAACGUUUUCAAAACAAUUUUGAAGUGUCGAUGAGUUAAAAUUCAUGAAAAAGACUGUAAAUAAAGGUAUAAAAGCAUAAAAACGUUCGUAAGAAGCUGGAAAUGUCAGCGAUCCUAGUCUCGGCGGGGAUAAGAUCGCAACACACUGUGGGAAGGUUAGGUGUAACGAAAUACCGCUAGGUACACGACAGUUUUUUUUUGCAAUGUGAUUGGCUGUUUUUUUUCCAUUGCAUGGUUUCUAGAUGGGCAUAGACUGACUUUGGACGUGCUUUUGUGGAAUUAAUGGAAAGUGUUACAGUAGUAGUUGUCGUUUUAAGCGAAAUACACGGUAGUACUAAAUCGUAGUCGCUUUUACUUCCGAUGUGUUUUGCUAGGCAUAUAAUUCACAAUCAGUGGACUCAGUAUGGUUAACUUUUUUGCAGAUAACGUUUCAAGAAUUAAUGGCAUUUAUCGAAAAAAAGGGAGUAAAUCUACAAACAAGAUUCUUGGGUUAUGCUAGAAAGGAUAUCAAACACUUAGGAGAGUUUAUACAGACGUUGCAGGUAAGAAAGUGAUUGUUUUUUAAUUGCGCACCCCUCGUACAUCCUCGUCCACUGCCACUAGGUUUUUAUUUUAUACUUUGAUUCUGAUUUUACCAAAAUCUUACUUAAUAAAUUUUCCUUAUUCUGCUCUUCAGACUGCGUUAUCAGUGAAUGUGAAAAGAGUCUAUGUAGAGGUGAGCGACGAUCAUUUUUAAUCGCUACGUAGAUCAUUUUGACAGUAUUUUUAUAAUUUUGAAUUGAAAACACGUUUAUAUUUUGUGUUUCUUCCUUUGUCUUUCAGAAAAAAGACGUGGAAAGAACUAUUGGUAUCGACACGGACUACAUCGAGACGAACGACUUUAACCUAGAACAAGCUGACAAAUGGUUCCUCAUCGAAGUAAGGCAUCAAUCCUAUUUCGUUCUUGGAACAGAUAUUCGUCCUUUUUUCUUUAAAACAAAUCUAUUUUUGUCAUAGCAACUUUUCGAUUGAGUGUAGAAAACUCUCGCCAUUUUCUCAACCAAUCAAAUCGAAGGCUGAUAAACCAAUCCCAACUUGGUCACUCGCGUUUUCCCGCGCUUUAGGCAGGUUGCCUGUUUUUACCAUGAGUUCUCAUCGGUUAAUGAUGAUGUUAACCUUUGUUCCGAUUGGUAGUUGUGAUUAAGUCGAUUUUUCUUUUCUGACACUUAGUUAAAAUUGCUAUGUGGCAAAAUCAACAUUGAAACCGAGUCAAUGCAGCUAUUUCAUCUAUAGAAUGUGGGGUUUGCACACUUUGCUUUGCCUUGCUGGCUCUGCUUAAUUGAGUGACUUAUCUAACUUUUUACAUCUUUCUCUAGUCUGGUAGAAGAGCAACGAAAGCGUUUCUGAGGGAGUACACACUACGCGGUGUUAGGGAGAAAGAGAAGCAGAACAUUCGAAGAAUUUCUAACCAACAAUCCAGCGUUACAGUGCGGGUCAGAUGCGCUAAUGAUUCACCGGACACACAUGACAAGCCACGUGAUCGUACAGACUCAACAAAUUCAACCAUCGACAAACAACGACGGUCGGUGUCUUCGGUAGCAUCUACAGAGACGAACUUUACCACGGAGGGUGCUCGAAAAGGCUCGGGUGUUCGGUUACCUCCGCUGUCACACGAGAAGGGAGGGCGAUCGUGGGUAAACCCUCCUUCGAGUGAAAGAUUAGGAUCUGGUGAUAGCGUAACUAGCACGCGAAAAGUUGACGUGGACGUGGGACGAAGUCCGAGGAUCGGCGGCCGAGUUACAGCCAAAGUCGGUGAUUUAAGUGGUAGUUAGUUUUAUUUAUUGUGUUUUAAAGGCUGUUUGACCAAGUUGAGGAACAGCUUCGGUAAACGUUUAUGACGUGAUCGUAGUUUCGCCGCAUUGGCGACGCAGGUAAAUAAGGUGUUACAAAGAAAAUUCAAUAUUCUUCUUUGCAUCAACGAUUUUUCAUGCAAUGUUUGCAGCAAUUUAUGCAGCGAAUUUACAUUUAGAAGAAGUCACUCCUACAAGUAAGUUAGAGGUUUUUUAUUCAACAUAUGCAGCUUUGCGUCUGAAAAUUAUGGAGGAGUGAAAUACGUCACAUCAGUUCAAUCAGUCGGCACCUAAAUGAUUAUCACUGCGAAAACAACAUCUCUGUUUUCAGAGGGGUGGGGUGGAGUUUAGAAGAGGUUGAUGUAAAUUUUGUUUAUUUUAUAUGUAAACAUACAACGUCAAUAUAAUAUGUACAGGUGUAGAGUCGGUAGAGCAGUUACUACAGUUGUUAUGAAGGAAAAUUACCGCAAGUUCGUUUUCGGGAUCUCUUCUCGUCUCACUUAUCCCAACCCCUCUCUUCAUUCCUAUCGGAUAACAUUGGGAGACAGGGAGAGAUCCUGGUGACCAGGUUACGUUGAUGAUGGCUUCUGUGUGGCUGGGGGGUGGGGAGAGGUCGAAUUCUCUUAAAGCGAGUGAGAGAGGGUAAGUGAGGGUAUACAUAGACUUGUCUUUAGAUCGUCAUUAAAAACUAGUUUAGGCCUGUUUAAAAAGUAAAAUGUGUUGAAAUGAAUUAUUUGGUUAUGCUGUAACAAAUUGGCAUUGUUUGGUCGUUAAUGCCCUGAUCAAAGCGAAGCUUCAACAUCUUACCGCGGGCAAUCAACAUGCAUUUGACUGUCAUCCGUACUUGGAAAUAACGAAUUUGGAUCUUGCCUGGGAGAGGUGGGGAAUUGUGAACUGAAAUUGUCAAGUUUUUUUGGCUGAAUACACGUGUUUUAUCAUUAAACGUGGAAGUGUUCAAGGUAAAAUGUACACUUUGGCAAUCGAGUGGCUCAGAAGAAAAGGUCUGCAAGGUCUGAUCUUCCUUUUAGAUUAAAGUUUGACCUUCAAAUCCAGCAUUUGGGUGUGGCAUUUAAACACAAGCUGCUCGAAAGGAUGUUGAAGAUUCGAAUUGACGCAUAAACUGCAUUUACACUUAAGUCACUCGUGUAUUUGGUGUUUCUGUCACACACUGAUGAGGGUUACAUAUUUUGUUAAAUUUAUUUGUCUGGGUCAGCAAGAUUGUGGAAGUAGAAAGUGGCGUUUUAAAGUUAAACUGCAAAAUGACUUGUUACCACAAUAACGACCUAACUUCAGGUUCGUUAUUUUUAAAGCUUGAACGCUGUGAGCCCUUUCCGACCUCCUUUAAGGAAGGUGCAAAUUCGAGUCUCUCUCCUGGAAAUAAUGUGACUUGCAACUUUGACUUGCAUUCGGAACUGUUCGGGACUCGUCGUACUCUAAUCUAAAAACAUUGGAUCAGGUCGGGCUUUCAAUUAUCGUCAAUCGGCUGUGUUACGGUUUGAUUUAAGUUGUAAACAUGCAGGCAUUGAGCUGAAUGGAAUUGUGGGACAGAAAAAAGUUUGUCACCAAGCUACCAGGAUGUGAACAGCAAACGAUCUUAGAAUUAUUCAAAUAUAUAAUGUUAUUUAAAA
Molecule: messenger RNA, 14091 nt
Organism: Pocillopora meandrina
Lineage: Eukaryota; Metazoa; Cnidaria; Anthozoa; Scleractinia; Pocilloporidae
Source: the annotation of a GenBank genome assembly